Messenger RNA from Dentiscutata heterogama, 1265 nucleotides. Lineage: Eukaryota; Fungi; Glomeromycota; Glomeromycetes; Diversisporales; Gigasporaceae. The record is from the annotation of a GenBank genome assembly.
CGGAUGUGCCACUAGAUAAUAAUACAAUUGUUUAUGCAUCUAAAUGGUUUAAAAUUAAUGUAUCUGAAUCAAAUAUCGAUUACCUCCCAAGCGAUCCAUUUUUAGGUGGUAAAGCAAAUGACAAAAUUUUCUUCAUUAGUAAUUCCUAUUCAGUGUUACGAUUACAUGCAUUUGACACUACACUAAAAAAGUGGGAAACAAACCUCAGUUAUCAAGGAAUUCCUUCAGAUUCUUAUAAUUUUGAUAAUAUUAACUGGGUUUCUGAUGAGUUAACCAGUAAAUCCUAUCUUUAUGAAGGUUAUGAAAAGAAUUUAACAAUAUUUGAUAGCAUUAAUUUAGCCUGGAUAAAUAGCACUUCAAAUCCUCAAAAUUUACUUCAAGGCAUAUUAGGCUCAUCUCAAAUUUUCGCUGAGUAUUUUAGUUUUGUUCAGGUUUUAUCAGCAAGUGAUAAAAUUUUUUAUAUUGGUGGAAGUUUUACGGGAUUUUCUUUCAAUAAGCAAUUUAUGCCGAUGAGUAGUAUUUUAACAUAUGAUAUCGUGUUAGAUUCAUGGCAAAUUAAUAAUGCGACAGGUAAAGAGAUUGAAGGACGUAUAGGUCAUACAGCUGUUAUGACUUCAGAUAAACGUAUUAUUGUAUAUGGUGGAAUGAAUAUAUUAAGACCAGCUUUUCCAUACUUGGCAGUCUUAGAUACUUCAAAAAUACCUUAUGAAUGGUCAACACCAACAGAAGAAAAUUCUAUUGGCCCUAUAACUGAACAUUCGUCUAUUAUGAUCAAAAACUAUAUGAUCACAGCAUUUGGUAGAAACUUAUCAGAGAGGGAAUCUUAUAAUAUUAAAAAUGUUUAUAAAUUGAAUAUAUCAAAUCCAUUAAGUUAUAAAUGGUCAUUAUUAGCUACACUCAAUAACCAAUCUAAUUCUGUAGAUAAUAAUAAUAGUGGAUCAACUGGUUUUUUCAAAGUUUCACAUAGGAUGUGUUUAGGUGGUAGUAAUCCAAUGUUUUCGAUUGGGUUAAUGAUAGCAAUACCAUUAAUAUUAAUGAUUAUUGAAUUAUUGCCACUAUUGCAUCGUAAUAAGAUAUGGUGGCUUGCAUCUGAUAUUGGCAACGAUAGCUUUUCUUUAAUACGGAGUAUUAGACCGUGUGGAAAUGAGUGGGAAAACGUUUUACCUGAGUGUACUGCUCGUCCCAACGAAACUCAUUGUAUAAAAAAAGUUAGAUUUAGCGUUAAGGAAAAUCAUGUUGGAUUGUUAUCUGAUUCUCAGAAUUAA